AUGGCGAAUAAUUCACAGUGCGCGGUGUCCGAGUGUAGUGCAGUGGAACCGGUGGGUCACAGCGCUGUGGCCGCAGAUGAGAAGCGACAACGAAAGAAAAUACAGAACCGGUUGAACCAAAGAGCACGCAGACUUCGUCUUCGAGAAACGGUUCAGGCCGAUGUAACCAACAACCUACGUCCAUUCCGAGUCCAUCGUUGGCGACUUGAGGAUGGAAGUCACACCACGUCAGACAAGCAUCUGAACCGUGGUCCCGUCCAGAAUCCUCACCCCUUUGCUGAACCAAUAUCAAGCUCCAACCAAGUACAGACGGUUUCGGCUCGGUUGUCCAAGUCGGGGCUUUCUCUACCCGCUGACCACUUGCUCCAUCUGAUUCAGUAUAACGUGUUGCGAGGAGUCCACCAUGCCAAGUAUAUCCUGGCCGGGUCAUCCGCGUUCAUCAUCCCAGGCAUUGAGAAGGAUGAGAUCCGCCCCGGCCACGUUUGGUUCCUGGGUAGUUCCAUAUUUUUCGCGACGAGGCCCGGUCUCCCAGAGAGUCUGGUUCCGACGUCGUUGCAGAUGGAUAUUGUACACUCGACAUGGAUUAACUUCUUACCAAUCCCGAAGAUGCGGGAUAAUCUGAUCGCCAAGGAGUCCAGUUUUGAUCAUGCGGAAUUUGUCAGAGAUUUACUUGGGGACAAAAUCGUCGAGUAUAUGUUUGGUUCUGUAUGGUCUACCAAGCCCCCCAUUGCCAGUAGGUUGGCACUCACGGACGGGGGCGACGACGAUGUCACUGCCUCAAGACAGGGCCUUAUCUUGUGGGGAGAGCCGCACAGAGUGGAAAGUUGGGAAGUGACGCCGGGAUUCCUACGGAAAUGGGCUUGGGCUAUGGAGGGGUGCGAGGAGUUAAUUGCGUCGACCAAUCGAUGGAGGAUGAUGAGAGGAGAAGAACCCAUACGGCUGUCUCUAUGCGAGUAA
Aspergillus pseudotamarii is the source of this 957-nucleotide messenger RNA. RefSeq lists its product as uncharacterized. The coding region runs from base 1 to 957 and encodes 318 amino acids. The record is from RefSeq and is a predicted model, not a curated record. Lineage: Eukaryota; Fungi; Ascomycota; Eurotiomycetes; Eurotiales; Aspergillaceae. The transcript has 2 exons.